This is a messenger RNA of Coregonus sp. 'balchen', 11574 nucleotides long. NCBI's taxonomy places the organism in Eukaryota, Metazoa, Chordata, Actinopteri, Salmoniformes, Salmonidae. The record is from the annotation of a GenBank genome assembly.
GCCUGCUUCACAGCGGUCCUUUUGUUGAGGGCUGGGUGCUAUCCAGUUGAAGGAGUAGGUGAAAAAGAUUGAAAUAUAACUCGGUGAAAUCGAAACCGGUAUGAAAAGUCUAUAAUUAAUGCGUUUUGUUGAAGUAUUCUUUGGGGAAAUCCAUUUACAUUUCCCCCUAACUUCAACUAUUGAGGCAUUAUUAUCUGGCGCAAGGUUAGCGGGCUAACGUUAGCUGAUUACAGUAGUUUAGCUAGUUUACCUAGUUAACAAGCCUGAUACAUUUUUAGAGGGAUUAUUCGAAACGGAAAAAUUAUCACAGGAAUAUUAUGGCAGAAGCCGAUAAAUUAAACAUCGACUCCAUCAUACAGCGACUUCUGGAAGGUAAGAAAUGCUCUUUAUUUUUUUGGGGUGAACUAGUUAGCUAGCAUCAACGACUAAAGCUUACCGUGUGCUUCCCAGUCGAAACAGGUCGCGCAUAUAUUAUGACGACAUUUUGUGACGUUUUUGUUCGUUUUGGUGUUCGGCAGUUUUUCUUUCGUCUGUUCGAGCCGUAGAGCCUGACAGGGGGCGCUGUUUUGACGCCACCACGCCUCCAUCUUGGCACUCCCCCACUAUUGUAAAAAUAUUUGGGAAGCUAUAGAAAUGCAUGUAUUAAUGUCUACUUUUUUCCCCCCAUGUUUAUUCUAUUCCAGACACCUUAUUGCAUACUUUAAAAUUAUAUUAUGCGAGAUAAACAUACAAAAAAAUAUAUAUAUAAAAAUUUUCCUCAAAGUAUAUAUUUUUUGAAAGUUAAAAUGUUACAACAACACUUAAACACAUGUAAUUGUGUCCUUGAAACAUUACAUUUAAAUAUUGUGUAAUUCUUCUGCUGCUUCUGGGGAGUGCCAAUAUGACCAGCCAGAGGCUUCAUAGCCUCUCAUUGGCCAAUACAUAGCAUAAGCACUAAUUUUACAUUUUAGUCAUUUUAGCAGAUGCUCUUAUCCAGAGCGACUUACAGUUAGUGAGUGCAUACAUUUUCAUACUUUUUCACUCCAGGGUUUAUAUACAUCACGUUAGCUUCACCUAGCCGAGUUCUGCUAAGAGCAAACCGAACCUAGUAUGCGGACGCCUUUGUCUGGCUAGCUGGAUAGGUAGUUGGCUAGCCCUUGAUCAUGACUCUGUUCCAUUACAUUACACAUAAGUAAUUGGACGAAGGCGACUUCUUUACGGGGGAGUUUUGUUAAGAGCCCCGACGCUCAGUCUAAACAUUAACACGCAUCUCUUGCGGUACUGUUUUGGAAGCGUAAGGACCUUUAUAUUUAAUAUCAGCAAUAAAUAAUUUUCAGAAAACAAAAGGUUAAAUUGAUAAACACCUUUUUAUAGGUUAGGGUUAGUGUUCCCACACGGCCAUAUCUUCAUGUUCAGCGCUUGUUUACGGAAAACAAACUGAAGAGAGACACGACCACCUGUGCUAAUUGGCUAUCUAGCGUGCUCCGAACACCUUUGUGUAAGCUUAACUUGGGAAGUGUAGCAGAAGUGUAGUUUCAUCGGAUGGAGGCACCUAUUGCUGUAUGGAUCUGUGCAAAACUGCUACAAUAAGUGUGUCUUUAUUUGAAGGAUUCUUUCUCGCUGAUGAAAGAUGAGGGCCAUAUAUUUUGAAAGCCGUAUCGCAAAGGAUGAUCAUUGAUGUUUCUUUUUUUGUUAAAUAUUAUUACAUUUUUUCAAAUAAUACAAAACAUACACAUACAAAAGACAACCUACAGACCUACAGUUCUCACCCCUAUCUCCAGUGCCUGCACUACUCGCCGCCACAAAUUGCACCAUUUUGAUCUUCUCCGUCGCCCACGCUCUUUCAAUAUUUAGAUAAUAAAGCAUAUGAUUUUUCCAUUGUCUUAACAAUGGAGGAUUGGUUGAUUUCCAGUUAAGUAUACAUUUUUUCAAUAUAACUGACGAGAAGAGUAUCGUCCAACCCAUCAGGUAUCUCACUGCACACUCAUAUGACAUGUCUUGAAAUAUGCAGACAGACGGAUUAAAUGUAAAUUUACAUUGUAAUACUUCUGACAGCCAACUUUCUAACUCCGCCCAUACCUUUUGGACUUUAUAGCAUUCCCAGAAGGCAUGGAUUAUUGAGUCUGUUAGUUUUACACUUAAGACAUGACUCUGUCAUUGUGCUAUAGAAUUUGUGAAUUUUGUCUCUUGCAUAAUACAUUCUAUACAUUAUUUUAUACUGGAUUAAGCCUACAUUUUAUUUAACUGUUAUUUCAUUAGUUAUGUUCCAACAUUUCCCAAUCUUGUGCCAAUAUCAGUUAUUUUUAAGUCUUGGUUCCAAUAGUUUAUCUUUUUUUCCUAAGAGGUUGUCAGUUGGAUAGGCUCUCUGCAAGGUUUUGUAUAUCUUACCUAUCAUAUGAAUAUCCUUUUCUGACUCAAAUAGGAUUCCCUCAAGAUUGCUCUUAUGUCCAAAAGAUUUCAAAUUGAAAUUUCGUGAUAUUAAACUUUUAAGUUGCAGGUAUAUUAUUUGAAAACAUCUACAUUGGUCUGUCCAAAAUUGAUUUUUUUAUUUCUGCCAUGGACAUAAAUGUAUUUUCUAUUUCCAAGUCAUGUACGGUUUCUAUGCCUUUAGUUUUCCAUGUCGACCAAUUUAUCGGUGCAUUCUGAAAAGCUAUCCAAGGAUUGUUCCAUAGGGUUGUGUUUUUUGGGAGUGAUAUUGGUUCUUUUAGAACCUGUUUCAUUUUCUUCCAUAUUGUUAUAGUGUUCUUAACUAUGAAGUUGUUAAUGUUCUUUGCUUUAUCUUUUGAAAAUAGACACUUGAAAAGAUUCUGGGGUGAACAUGCGCAUCUUCAGUAUGUACACAUUGUUCCUCUUUAGUGCAUUUAACAUUAUGUCUCAAGUAAAAGCCUUGGGUGGUGAGUUGAUACAAUUCCAAGUCUGGGAGGUUAAAACCACCCUCAGACUUAUGGAGGUGUAAAACGUCCUUUUUUAUUCUGAGUUUUUUAUUGACGUUUCUAAAUGUUAAAACACAGCGUCGGGAUUGUAGUUCACAUAAGCCAGUCGUGGGCAAAGCUAAUAGCUGAAAACGUUAGGGAGAAGGCAGAAUAUCGCCUAGAGUUUUAGAGCGCUAGUAGUUGGCUAGUAACUUAGCAUAGCCAGAGACUGUAGCUAAGGCUAGUUAGCAGCUAGUACGGGAUUGAACCAAAGAAUUAGCACUGUUUUGGCGAGUUGCUUUGAUAUUCGCGGUUGCUAAAAAGUCAGUUGAAAACAGCCACACAGGCUCACUCUCCACAUGAGACACAAUGUUGUGUGUGAACAAGUAUUCACUUUGUCAUUGUCUCCUAUCCAGUGAAGGGCUCCCGACCUGGCAAAAAUGUGCAGCUGACGGAGAACGAGAUUCGUGGCCUCUGCCUCAAGUCCCGGGAGAUCUUCCUCAGCCAGCCAAUACUGCUCGAGCUCGAGGCGCCACUCAAGAUUUGUGGUGAGGCCAAGUUGUCACUUCUGGGGUUGGGAAAAGGGUGCCUCAAAUGUGGUUAAUCAAACUAGUAGAACUUUAUUAAUUCCAAGAAGGGAAAUUGAUUAAUCAUCACCACAAACAUCAACAAUACAAAGUGUAAAGACAGGAGAUGGCUCAGGAACAGAAGACAUGCACCUAAGCAAUAAGGGAAGCAAGUGUAGAAAAGGAAAGCGCUACUAGCACCAUAUGUAGACUAAGGCAAUUAGAAAAACUAUUCUGAAGCUCAUCUGUUUACCAACACUCGACAGAAAGGCAUGAUUACAAUGAAUACUUUAAAAAAGAAACGCUACUAGGCCUACUAGCUAGCAUAACUAAAGUAUUUUGUUUCGGGUGCCCAACAGCCUAUUUUAGUCCUCUCAUCUAUACAGUAACAGCCGGAACAAACAUUUUCCUGUUAGUAUCUUGUGACCUUACACACCAUGGUCAACUCUGCCCACCCCCAGGUGACGUCCACGGUCAGUACUACGACCUGCUGAGACUCUUUGAGUACGGAGGCUUUCCCCCGGAGAGCAACUACCUGUUCUUGGGGGACUAUGUGGACAGAGGAAAGCAGUCACUGGAGACAAUCUGCCUGCUGCUGGCCUACAAGGUCAAAUACCCAGAGAACUUCUUUCUGCUGAGGGGCAACCACGAGUGUGCCUCCAUCAACAGAAUAUACGGCUUCUACGAUGAGUGUGAGUUGAUGGGGCUUAGACAGAUGCAUAACACAGACAGACAUGAAAAAACACGAUAGAGCACCCGCAUCCACAAGAGGCUUCAUAACUGAGCAUAACAGUUAUGGGCACACAUACAUAGUAAAUGCAUAUAAAAAAUAAUAAUGUGAGUAAUGUAGGCACUACAGUAUGAGUGGUAUUCUGACUUCUCCAUUACGCUUGGGUAGUAUUCCGGGUAUUUGGAAAUAGCCACGGGAUAUUAUUGUUUUUUAUACCAUUGAAGCUAUUUCUUUGAAGUUUUUCAAUACAUUUUUAUAUUUGUAGCUACUUUUUAAGUAGUCAACUUGUGCAAUACGUUAGGGGAUUAAACAGAUCGCUUUCGUCAUUUCACCGCUCACAUUAACUAACAUUAUGAAGCUUACCGUAGUUCCCCAGAACAGUUGAGCCAGUCACAUGUUUGUUUGUAAAUAGCACAACGGAAGACGGGUCGCAUUUUAUAUUGAAAGUCAAGUGUUUUUUUGCUUCAAUAGAGUGAUCAGGGACAAGCAACUAUAGUUUUCCUUAACAGAAAAUACAUUAUUGCAACACAUUCGGCAGAUGACAGCAGAAGUGCUGCAAUGCUCUUUGACUGGCAGCCACACAAGUAAAUGAGCUUACAAUGAAAAAUCAAAGUUUUUGUGAGGCGCUUUGACAUUUUUAAAAAGGUCGACAAACAAUUUGAUUUAUUGAUUGAUUGGUUGGUUACAGAGCAUGUAUUAUGUGAAACGCAAAAUAAGAAUGCAAUAAAUUAUGUAAGAGUGUUAUCGGGACAAAGCAAGGACCAGGUUUAUUUGCUUUGAAGAUCAGGGUUCAGUUUUGAAGGGUGUAACAUUACACAAACGUUCAGAUAGAAAUGCAUUUUGUAUAACAGAUACAGUUGAAGUCGGAAGUUUACAUACACCUUAGCCAAAUACAUUUAAACUCAGUUUUUCACAAUUCCUGACAUUUAAUCCUAGUAAAAAUUCCCUGUCUUAGGUCAGUUAGGAUCACCACUUUAUUUUAAGAAUGUGAAAUGUCAGAAUAAUAGUAGAGAAUGAUUUAUUUCAGCUUUUAUUUCUUUCAUCACAUUCCCAGUGGGUCAGAAGUUUACAUACACUCAAUUAGUAUUUGGUAGCAUUGCCUUUAAAUUGUUUAACUUGGGUCAAACAUUUCGGGUAGCCUUCCACAAGCUUCCCACAAUAAGUUGGGUGAAUUUUGGCCCAUUCCUCCUGACAGAGCUGGUGUAACUGAGUCAGGUUUGUAGGCCUCCUUGCUCGCACACGCUUUUUCAGUUCUGCCCACACAUUUUCUAUAGGAUUGAGGUCAGGGCUUUGUGAUGGCCACUCCAAUACCUUGACUUUGUUGUCCUUAAGCCAUUUUUCCACAACUUUGGAAGUAUGCUUGGGGUCAUUGUCCAUUUGGAAGACCCAUUUGCGACCAAGCUUUAACUUCCUGACUGAUGUCUUGAGAUGUUGCUUCAAUAUAUCCACAUCAUGUUCCUUCCUCAUGAUGCCAUCUAAGUGCACCAGUCCCUCCUGCAGCAAAGCACCCCCACAGCAUGAUGCUGCCACCCCCGUGCUUCACGGUUGGGAUGCUGUUCUUCGGCUUGCAAGCCUUCCCCUUUUUCUUCCAAACAUAAUGAUGGUCAUUAUGGCCAAACUGUUCUAUUUUUGUUUCAUCAGACCAGAGGACAUUUCUCCAAAAAGUACGAUCUUUGUCCCCAUGUGCAGUUGCAAACCAUAGUCUGUCUUUUUUAUGGCGGUUUUGGAGCAGUGGCUUCUUCCUUGCUGAGCGGCCUUUCAGGUUAUGUCGAUAUAGGACUUGUUUUACUAUGGAUAUAGAUACUUUUGUACCUGUUUCUUCCAGCAUCUUCACAAGGUCCUUUGCUGUUGUUCUGGGAUUGAUUUGCACUUUUUGCACCAACGUACGUUCAUCUCUAGGAGACAGAACGCGUCUCCUUCCUGAGCGGUAUGACGGCUGCGUGGUCCCAUGGUGUUUAUACUUGCGUACUAUUGUUUGUACAGAUGAACGUGGUACCUUCAGGCGUUUGGAAAUUGCUCCCAAGGAUGAACCAGACUUGUGGAGGUCUACAAUUUUCUUUCUGAGGUUUUGGCUGAUUUCUUUUGAUUUUCCCAUGAUGUCAAGCAAAGAGGCACUGAGUUUGAAGGUAGACCUUGAAAUACAUCCACAGGUACACCUCCAAUUGACUCAAAUGAUGUCAAUUAGCCUAUCAGAAGCUUCUAAAGCCAUGACAUCAUUUUCUGGAAUUUUCCAAGCUGUUUAAAGGCACAGUCAACUUAGUGUAUGUAAACUUCUGACCCACUGGAAUUGUGAUACAGUGAAUUAUAAGUGAAAUAAUCUGUCUGUAAACAAUUGUUGGAAAAAUGACUUGUGUCAUGCACAAAGUAGAUGUCCUAACCGACUUGCCAAAACUAUAGUUUGUUAACAAGAAAUUUGUGGAGUGGUUGAAAAACAAGUUUUAAUGACUCCAACCUAAGUGUAUGUAAACUUCCGACUUCAACUGUAGGAUUUUAUGUCAUGAAGAAUUGGGCAUCAUGUCAUAUCUAUUCAUUACGUUGCAAUUCCCAACAUGCUGCACUGUUCAUUUUACUGAAUAUACCCUGUAGGUAAGAGGCGGUACAAUAUCAAGCUGUGGAAGACCUUCACCGACUGCUUCAACUGCCUGCCUGUGGCGGCCAUCGUCGACGAAAAGAUAUUUUGUUGCCAUGGAGGUAUGAAGUUGUAGUAUUUAUCAAAUGGCUCCUGUGUGCACAUUUCCGGUUGAUUUUAAACACCCUUUUGUCCUUGCCCUAAUGUGCCAUGUAAACUCCCAUUGUAACAGUAGAACAUCAGCUGCCGUAUAAAGAGUGAAAGGAAAAACUCAGUUAAGAGAGAGAAAAUUUAGAGAUAUUUUGGAUUGAGCCAGGGCCAGGCUGAGAUGUAGGCCGUAGUUUUCAUCAGUCAGACCAUGAGCUUUAGGCAGACUGAGAAGUGAAAACCACAGAGUUUAAAAAGCCAUAUUAUUUAAUAAAUAUAUAUAUAUUCAAGCUUUGCACCCAACCAUCCCUCGUGCGACAAUCUAUACCUCAUUUUUUUAUUUAUUCCCCCAUCCCCCAGGCCUGUCCCCUGAUCUCCAGUCUAUGGAGCAGGUGCGGCGGGUGAUGCGGCCCACGGACGUGCCUGACCAGGGCCUGCUGUGCGACCUGCUGUGGGCAGACCCGGACAAGGAUGUGCUGGGCUGGGGAGAGAAUGACCGUGGCGUCUCCUUCACCUUCGGCGCCGACGUGGUCACCAAGUUCCUCCACAAGCACGACAUGGACCUCAUCUGCAGGGCCCACCAGGUCAGUGACUACCGAAGGGGAAGGGUUUAGGGAGCAGAAAGGUCCCGGCAGGUAUACUGUUUUUAUUUUUAUUUAACCUUUAUUUAUACAGGUAAGUCAAUUAAGAACAGAUGCUUAUUUGAUGACCUGUUAGAAUACUUGAAAAAAUGUGUCCUUCCUCAAGUUAAGAUUUAAGUCAUUUUAGAAGCUUGCAGGAUUCAUUACUUACCAACAACAGCUGCAAAUCCAAAUAAAACGAUAUCAUGUUUUAACGUUUAUUUUCCUUGCUUUGUCUAACACUAUCAUGAAUCUAGCGGAAGAAGUGGGGUUCAGAGUGAAGUAUUUAUUUUGUUUCAUAGCCAAGUUUCUCCCCCUGGCUUUAGCCGCUGGGGGAGCAGGCCUGCCCGGGCAAGACCAGGGGGAUUGCCUAGCAACACAUGCCUUGAAAGGGAGGCAACAUCAGCACAACAAAUUCCCAUGAUUCUAUGCUAGAUUAGGACCGAACAAUUAGUGACCGCUAAAAUGGCUUUGAAAAAGUACGAUUUCAGCUAAUAGGGAAAAGUAUCUAACAAAAUAACUACUUUAUGCAUUCACUAAUCAUAUUAUAUAAACGAUUUACAUAUACAGUGGGGAGAACAAGUAUUUGAUACACUGCCGAUUUUGCAGGUUUUCCUACUUACAAAGCAUGUAGAGGUCUGUAAGUUUUAUCAUAGGUACACUUCAACUGUGAGAGACGGAAUCUAAAACAAAAAUCCAGAAAAUCACAUUGUAUGAUUUGUAAGUAAUUAAUUUGCAUUUUAUUGCAUGACAUAAGUAUUUGAUCACCUACCAACCAGUAAGAAUUCCAGCUCUCACAGACCUGUUAGUUUUUCUUUAAGAAGCCCUCCUGUUCUCCACUCAUUACCUGUAUUAACUGCACCUGUUUGAACUCGUUACUUGUAUAAAAGACACCUGUCCACACACUCAAUCAAACAGACUCCAACCUCUCCACAAUGGCCAAGACCAGAGAGCUGUGUAAGGACAUCAGGGAUAAAAUUGUAGACCUCACCUCGUGGGGCAUCAAUGAUAAUGAUAAUAAUAAUAAUAAUAAUAAUAAUAAUAAUAAUAAUAUGCCAUUUAGCAGACGCUUUUAUCCAAAGCGACUUAGUCGUGCGUGCAUACAUUUUUGUGUAUGGGUGGUCCCGGGCAUCGAACCCACUACCAUGGCGUUACAAGCGCCGUGCUCUACCAGCUGAGCUACAGAGGACCAUGAUCAUGAGGAAGGUGAGGGAUCAGCCCAGAACUACACAGCAGGACCUGGUCAAUGACCUGAAGAGAGCUGGGACCACAGUCUCAAAGAAAACCAUUAGUAACACACUACGCCGUCAUGGAUUAAAAUCCUGCAGCGCACGCAAGGUCCCCCUGCUCAAGCCAGCGCAUGUCCAGGCCCGUCUGAAGUUUGCCAAUGACCAUCUGGAUGAUCCAGAGGAGGAAUGGGAGAAGGUCAUGUGGUCUGAUGAGACAAAAAUAGAGCUUUUUGGUCUAAACUCCACUCGCCGUGUUUGGAGGAAGAAGAAGAAGGAUGAGUACAACCCCAAGAACACCAUCCCAACCGUGAAGCAUGGAGGUGGAAACAUCAUUCUUUGGGGAUGCUUUUCUGCAAAGGGGACAGGACGACUGCACCAUAUUGAGGGGAGGAUGGAUGAGUCCAUGUAUCGCGAGAUCUUGGCCAACAACCUCCUUCCCUCAGUAAAAGCAUUGAAGAUGGGUCGUGGCUGGGUCUUCCAGCAUGACAACGACCCGAAACACACAGCCAGGGCAACUAAGGAGUGGCUCUGUAAGAAGCAUCUCAAGGUCCUGGAGUGGCCUAGCCAGUCUCCAGACCUGAACCCAAUAGAAAAUCUUUGGAGGGAGCUGAAAGUCCAUAUUGCCCAGCGACAGCCCCGAAACCUGAAGGAUCUGGAGAAGGUCUGUAUGGAGGAGUGGGCCAAAAUCCCUGCUGCAGUGUGUGCAAAGCUGGUCAAGACCUACAGGAAACGUAUGAUCUCUGUAAUUGCAAACAAAGGUUUCUGUACCAAAUAUUAAGUUCUGCUUUUCUGAUGUAUCAAAUACUUGUGGUCCUCUGUAGCUCAGCUGGUAGAGCACGGCGCUUGUAACGCCAAGGUAGUGGGUUCGAUCCCCGGGACCACCCAUACACAAAAAUGUAUGCACGCACGACUGUAAGUCGCUUUGGAUAAAAGCGUCUGCUAAAUGGCAUAUUAUUAUUAUUAUUACUUAUGUCAUGCAAUAAAAUGCAAAUUAAUUACUUAAAAAUCAUACAAUGUGAUUUUUUGGAUACAGACCUCUACAUGCUUUGUAAGUAGGAAAACCUGCAAAAUCGGCAGUGUAUCAAAUACUUGUUCUCCCCACUGUAAUUAGUGUUGCACAGUAUACCGGUACCAUGGUAAUAUCACGGUACCAAAACGUCAUGAUACUAUGAUACUUAAGAGUACCGUUUCAUAUACUACCAGAUUUGUCGCCCCUACCGAUCUAAAGAACCAGCUGGCGCCUGUUAUAAAAUGUUUAUAAAGUCAGUUUUAUUUAUAAAUUCAGUUGAAGCAAUUUCUAGCUCAACCAUGUAAAAAAAAAAAAAAUCCCGGGUUGCUAAUUAUUGGUUUGAUAACAAAUGUUGUUCAUUCAUGUUACCUAGCUAGCUAACAACCUUCUAACAUUUGAUUGGCACAGGAAGAAAGGAAAAGGGUCUGCUACUCAUGAGAUGUGCUUCAAAGCUAGGAUUCAUAUAGGCCUAAUGUAAGCCUAAACUAUAUUUAAAAAAAUAUAUCUUUCUGGUGCUCCUUUAGAUUCUGUUUGGUGCCUAAUGUUUUUAAAGUUGGGAGCAGUGUGUAUAUAUGUUUGUGGGAGAGAGAGUGGUGUGUCUGUUUAUGAGAGAGAGGGAGACGGGGAGUGUGUGAGGGGGGGAGGGACAAUAUAUGUGUGUCUGUGUUAACUGAAGAGUAAAGAAGGUUUCGUGCAAUGUUUUCCCCUUACUGCCGCAAUGACAUUCAGAUCAUUAUGCAUGUCAGUAUAUUCCUUCCUCCCAUUCCUCCAGCCAAAUCACAGGUAGGCCUUUGCAAAUAUGAGCAAAUCAGCCAUUCUACGCACUAUUCUAUUAUACAGUGUUAUGUUAAUUCAAUAUGUGUUGUAUUGAGUAGAAGUGGGAAUAUCAGUGACAGGUUUUUUGCGACGCUAGUCAACUCUGAAUUCCCCGAUCUCCCCCCCCCCCCCCCCCCCCCGUACUCUGCAGGUUUACUACCCGGCCUGGCCUUAAACGGUUACCAGUUUAGUGGUUUUGUUUGUGAUAUGAAUAUAUUACUUCCCUCUAGUACAGGCUCUAUGCGGUUUGAAAGUGAAUAAGCCUAGAAUUCCUUGCACACUUGUCCACAGUGUUACAUAGCAAAAGGAUGAAGGACAAAGCUACCUUGGUUCCCUACAAUCAUAACAAUCCCUCUUAACCUGUUCCAAACCGGGGUCAGUUUUGCAAUGGAAAACAAAAACUACCGUUUGUUAUUGGUCAAAUUCAGAUUGUACCUCCUCAUUUUACUCCAUUUCGUGCCUACUGAACACAGCCCUGCUUGGUUCUUCAGGUGGUUGAGGAUGGCUACGAGUUCUUUGCGAAGAGGCAGCUAGUGACACUGUUCUCGGCCCCCAACUACUGCGGCGAGUUUGACAACGCCGGAGCCAUGAUGAGCGUGGACGAGACCCUCAUGUGCUCCUUCCAGGUAAAGGGAUAUCACAAAAAUCACUUUCUAAUCUCUAAAUUUUAGUAAUGUGUUGAGGACGUCGUUUUUUUGUUGUCUGCGUGUCCUUUGUUUUGGCUGUAAUGGUACUUCUCCGUAUUAGCUGGUGUAAACAAAUUUCCCCUUUUGGGAUCAAUAUAGUACUAUUUUAAAACUGCAACAAUGUUUUUAUAGUAGUAUAUAGUUGGCAUUUACUAUAGAGUUUUCUUGAUUUUGAAUGCAAGUCUCUUUAUUUGUUUGUUCUCAAUCCUCCCCAGAUCCUCAAACCUGCAGACAAGAAGCUGUUCUACGGGGGUGGAGGGGGCAUGGGUUCCGGACGCCCUGUCACCCCCCCCAGGAAAGCCAAGAAAUGA